AAUAACAAUAACAAUAACAAUAACAAUAACAAUAACAAUAACAUUAACAAUUACAAUAAUAAUAACAAUAACAAUAACAAUAACAAUAGCAAUAACAAUAGCAAUAACAAUAGCAAUAAUAAUAAUAAUAAUAAUAAUAAUAAUAAUAAUAAUAAUAAUAAUAAUAAUAAUAAUAAUAAUAAUAAUAAUAAUAAUACUAAUAAUAAUAAUAAUAAUAAAAAUAAUAAUAAUAGUAAUAAUAAAAAUAAUAGUAAUAAUAAUAAUAAUAAUAAUAAUAAUAAUAAUAAUAAUAAUAAUAAUAAUAAUAAUAAUAAUAAUAAUAAUAAUAAUAAUAAUAAAAAUAAUAAUAAUAAUAAUAAUACUAAAAAAAGUAAUAAUAGUAAUAAUAGUAAUAAUAGUAAUAAUAAUAAUAAUAAUAAUAAUAAUAAUAGUAAUAAUAAUAAUAAUAAUAAUAAUAAUAAUAAUAAUAAUAAUAAUAAUAAUAAUAAUAAUAAUAAUAAUAAUAAUAAUAAUAAUAACAAUAAUAGUAACAAUAAUAAUAACAAUAAUAAUAAUAAUAAUAAUAAUAAUAAUAAUAAUAAUAAUAAUAAUAACAAUAAUAAUAAUAAAAACAAUAAUAAUAAUAAUAAUAAUAAUAAUAAUAAUAAUAAUAAUAAUAAUAAUAAUAAUAAUAAUAAUAAUAAUAAUAAUAAUAAUAAUAACAAUAAUAAUAACAAUAACAAUAACAAUAACAAUAACAAUAACAAUAACAAUAAUAACAAUAACAAUAACAAUAACAAUAACAUUAACAAUUACAAUAAUAAUAACAAUAACAAUAACAAUAACAAUAACAAUAACAAUAGCAAUAACAAUAGCAAUAAUAAUAAUAAUAAUAAUAAUAAUAAUAAUAAUAAUAAUAAUAAUAAUAAUAAUAAUAAUAAUAAUAAUAAUAAUAAUAAUAAUAAUAAUAAUAAUAAUAAUAAUAAUACUAAUAAUAAUAAUAAUAAUAAUAAUAAUAAUAAUAAUAAUAAUAAUAAUAAUAAUAAUAAUAAUAAAAAUAAUAAUAAUAGUAAUAAUAAAAAUAAUAGUAAUAAUAAUAAUAAUAAUAAUAAUAAUAAUAAUAAUAAUAAUAAUAAUAAUAAUAAUAAUAAUAAUAAUAAUAAUAAUAAUAAUAAAAAUAAUAAUAAUAAUAAU
Amaranthus tricolor (Joseph's coat) is the source of this 1173-nucleotide messenger RNA. RefSeq lists its product as uncharacterized. The transcript is spliced from 2 exons. The annotation marks the transcript as partial. The record is from RefSeq and is a predicted model, not a curated record. Lineage: Eukaryota; Viridiplantae; Streptophyta; Magnoliopsida; Caryophyllales; Amaranthaceae.